UGUUUUGAAUUUUUUGUUUUGAAGAUCGAAUUCGUUUUGAGUCAGUUGAUGUUCUGUAUUGAAAUUUAGUUUUACGGAUCAGGUUUGGUGAAUCUUUUACUUCUAGGGUGUAUUUGUUUGAAGGAUUUUGGUGAUUUCCACUAUUCAUCCAAUUUUUUUCCCCAAAAAACGUUAAAUCAAACACCUAUUUUUCAUUUUUUAUAUUAUACUAAAAAUCAAUUUUACAUUUAAAACAUCACAUCAAACCCUAUUUAUAUCACAUCAUACAACUAUUCAAAUUCAAAAUUUUUACUAUUCAAAUCCCAACUCAAAAUCCAAACGUUAUCGUUUCUCGAAGUGUCGUUGGGGGUUCAGAUCUGCGAUGGCAACUCUGGGGGCUUGAUGUUUGAUUGGACAUUGGAUAGGUAAAGAAAUGUGGGACUCAUUGUUGUGGUCUUUGGUGUGUGGUUGUGGUGGACAGGGAGACUGUGGCAGCUGUGGUGUUGGUGAUGUUUGGCAUGUGGGUAUUGGUUGGUUGAGAUAGUAUUGAGAAUGAGCUUAGACAACAGAGGUCAGAGCAGAAGCAGGAGCCCAAUGGAUCGUAAGAUACGUACUCAGCGAUUUUCUUAUCGUGAUGCCCCAUAUAGGAGGGAUUCAAGACGGGAUUUCAGUCCAAACAAUUUGUGCAAAAAUUGCAAAAGGCCAGGUCAUUUUGCGAGAGAAUGUCCGAAUGUGGCAAUAUGUCACAAUUGUGGUCUUCCUGGGCAUAUUGCUUCCGAAUGCACAACAAAAUCCCUUUGCUGGAACUGUCGAGAGCCAGGCCACAUGGCUGGAAGCUGUCCAAACGAAGGCAUCUGCCACACUUGCGGAAAAGCAGGACACCGUGCCCGGGACUGCAUGGCUCCUCAGUUGCCUCCAGGUGAUUUAAGGCUCUGCAACAACUGCUUCAAACAAGGCCAUGUGUCAGCAGAGUGCACCAAUGAGAAAGCUUGUAAGAACUGUAGAAAAACAGGUCACCUGGCCCGCGAGUGUCAAAACAAACCCGUGUGCAAUUCGUGCAAUAUAUCUGGACAUGUCGCAAGAGACUGUCCCAAGGCCAAUAUCCUCGAAGACAGAAGAGGUGGUGCCCCUCAGGGCAGUACUUUUUGUGACAUUGUAUGCCGAAGCUGCCAGCAGAUAGGUCAUAUGAGCCGGGACUGCAUAUCCACGACUAUAUGCCACAACUGCGGUGGAAGAGGACACCUGUCGUAUGAAUGCCCGUCUGGGAGAUUCAUGGACCACCACCGCAUUCCCCGCAGCCGCCGGCAGCUGGCCACGGGCCUCGACGACAGUUCCAAAAAAAAUUAAUAUCGGGGAGGAUUGGAAAUUAUCUAAAUUUGCAAAGUCGAGUAGGGGAGGACAGCCGGCGGCUAAUGUCAUCGGGGCAGGAGGUCGGACUCAGUGGAAGGCUGGAGUCGUCAAAAAUUAGAUUUAGGAUUGUGUUGGCGGCAAGUUGUGUAUUGUAGGAUGAAAAGUGUAUAUUAGUAGUGUGCAUAGUUUUUGUUUUGAUAUUAAAAAUAAAUACUAAAACAUAAAAUUAUUAUUA
This is a messenger RNA of Andrographis paniculata, 1564 nucleotides long. Its product is annotated as zinc finger protein GIS2-like. The transcript has 5 exons. The record is from RefSeq and is a predicted model, not a curated record. Bases 532 to 1326 code for a protein of 264 amino acids. Gene Ontology annotation, molecular function: zinc ion binding; nucleic acid binding. NCBI's taxonomy places the organism in Eukaryota, Viridiplantae, Streptophyta, Magnoliopsida, Lamiales, Acanthaceae.